GCCACGGCACUAGAACUUGUGAGUUACUCCUGAGCCUUAUUCAGGAAUAUCUUCUGACUUUCUUCCUUGGACGGGUCACUGCUCAAGUUGUCGAUUAAAGCCGGUCCAUACGAGCAGGGUCUCCAUCUCAUAACCAACCAGUAUCCUAUUCAUCCCGCAGCUACUCAGCAACUUUAUUCGAACACACUUUCUUCUAUCCCUCUAGCUUCAGAGCUCCCUGAUUUACAAUCAUGUCUGCCGAAAUUUCCAAUGACCAAUAUACCAAAGUUGGCAUUUGGAUCCCCGUAACCGAUCCAAGCCGUGCCCGCAAGUUCUACUCGUCUGUGUUCGAUUGGAAAUGCAUGGAGACAGGCAGCCCUUCGCUACUCGAGGGUAUCAAGGAGACUUACUUCUUCACAAAAGGAGGUGCUCUUUAUGGAUGCUUCUUCCUCACGGAUGAACCCAAGACUACAGAAGCUUCAGUUAGCCAUAUCGGCGCCCAUACCGUUUUCUCCGUGAAGGAUAUUGAGGAAUCUCUGAAUCUCAUUGCGAAAAGUGGCGGCUCCACACAUGCUGGAAAGACAAGCUUUGGUCCAUUUGGGGGUUCUGUUGCCCGAUUCGUUGACACCGAGGGGAAUAUAAUGGGAAUAUAUGCUAUGAAUUGAGAAGGAAACUGUCACUCUAUUUCUAGAAUCGUUGAGUCUGCAAAGUCGGAGAAAAUUCGGAUAUAUAGUGUGUUCGGAAGGCUAACUUUUCCGUGGCGAUCAGCGAAAUGGAGUUGAUCCCCCUUCGUUGGACGAGUUUGGAACUUGGAAAACUUCAUCGACAGAACCUUCAAUAUCACCAUGAUAUUUCGAGCGAAAGCUGAC
Molecule: messenger RNA, 848 nt
Organism: Hyaloscypha bicolor E
Lineage: Eukaryota; Fungi; Ascomycota; Leotiomycetes; Helotiales; Hyaloscyphaceae
Exons: 2
Coding region: 231-644 (137 amino acids)
Source: RefSeq, a predicted model, not a curated record